ACUUUUUUUCCUGCCUCGUGGCCUCGCCCCUUCGCAAGGACUGGGCUUGUGUUUAUUGAGUUGCAGUGUUUCGCCGACAGUGGGUGCCGCGCCCUGUCUUGUGACAUUGAACGCUAUCUCGUGUCAAAGGAAGUAAGCUGUGAUAUCAUAGAGGAUUCACUUGGAACUCUGCGGGGUGCUGGCUGACGGUGAUGAGAUGCCCACCGAGACAUGAAGAUUUCAGCCGCUGGUCUCAUCCUUGGGAGCCUGGUGUUCGCCUUCUCUCUGCCUUUGGUGGUGGCUUUGCCAAAAACACUGGCCAUCCCUAAGCAGCUGCAAGAAGCCGUGGGGAAGGUCGUUGUCAAUGCCACAACCUGUACUGUCACCUGUGGCCUUGGCUACAAAGAAGAGACAGUCUGCGAGGUGGGCCCUGAUGGUGUGAGAAGAGAGUGUAAAUCUCAGCGCUUGGAAUGUCUGACCAACUGGAUCUGUGGAAUGCUCCAUUUCACCAUUCCCAAAGGGAAGGGAUUUGAGCUCAGCUGUCUGAGUUCAGACAUCCUGGAGAUUGGGCAGGAAGCAUUCCGGUUCACCUGGAGACUCGCCCGGGGUAUCAUCUCUACUGAUGAUGAGAUCUUCAAACCCUUCCGAGCCAGUACCUCCUUUGUGAGGUUUCCCUCUGUUCAGGAGUACGACUCUGGGACAUACCGGUGUGAUGUGCAGCUGUUAAAAAACUUGAGACCUGUCAAGAGACUCUAUUUUGGGCUGCGGGUCCUUCCCCCUGACUUGGUGAACCUGAAUUUCCAUCAAUCCCUUACCGAGAAUCAGAAGUUAGUUGAUAAGGGCCUGGAAGCGAAUCUAGACAACCAGUCCGAGCCCCACCGCCCACGGUGGAAGAAGAAGGUGGCUGUAGCCUUGGGAAUAGGAGUUGUCGGUGGAGUGGCUGGUGGUGUAUUGAUGGCCAUUGCUCUGGGCUUUGGGCUGAGGGUGGUCUAUAGAAGUGCUGGCCUUGAGUCCUUAAAAGCCCUGAAGGACUGGCUGCCCAGGACCCUGGACUGGCUGUUUAGGAAGCCAAGCUAGCUCUUCAAAGGAUUGUCUGGCUGAGUGAUUGUGGCUCAGCCAGGAGGGAGGGCUUCCACUGCCAAAAGUGAGUGGGGCCCGGGGACAGGGGCAACACCAUGGUAGGGUGAUGGGCAAUGCUCUGCCUCUCCGUGUCCCAGGUGGAUCUCUUCCUGAUCUUUCCUGCCCACGUGGCACCUGGGAAGCCCGAGUGUAGGCCCCUCCCCUGUCCCGGGAAGAAGAUUCUGUCUUCAAGAUCGCAGUCAUUAUCUUUCACAAUUUGAGGCCUCUCUACCUCCAUCCCUUCCUCUGAGUGGUAUAAUCACAUAAAGGAUAUAUUAAUAGCUUUUCUAGUGGAAACCUUUUUUUCCUCUUCAAUAAAAAUAAUUCACAGUGGCUGUGUAUA
Molecule: messenger RNA, 1441 nt
Organism: Herpailurus yagouaroundi (jaguarundi)
Lineage: Eukaryota; Metazoa; Chordata; Mammalia; Carnivora; Felidae
Gene: TMEM81
Product: transmembrane protein 81
Exons: 1
Coding region: 211-1056 (281 amino acids)
Source: RefSeq, a predicted model, not a curated record